ACGCACAUGCGCGAAGUGGACAUCCAGUUUUACAUUUUAGGAAAAACUCUGUGCUAGUUAAUUUGUAAAAUAACUAAACAUUAAUAAUCUUGCACUAUUUCAAGGAUUUUUUUGUAUUAAAAUGAAUGUGACUUCGACUAUCAUAGUUUUUCUUUCAACAAUUGCUGUCAUGUCUGCUGUGCCUGUUGACGAAGCCGGGAAGCGGCAGUUGGAAAGUUCAAAAAAUAGCACACGUCCAUCCUUACGAUGUCUACCAAAUUAUGAGUUCAGAUGCCGUGAUUUUAGUAAGUGCAUUGAUUACUUUCAAGUAUGUGACGAUAAAAAAGACUGCGAUGACGGGUCAGACGAAGCGAAAUGUGAUAAAGAACCUUGUGCUGGCGUGGGUCGCAGGGUAUGUUUCCGAACAAAUCACAGCUGUUUCAGACAUGCCCAAUGCCCUGGGACAAUGAGAUGUUGUAGUGAUGAUAGUUGUGGCAAUAGAUGUCGUCGGGUUUGAGGGUUGGCGAUUGAUACAUGUGAAAGAUUAUGCACGGAAAGACAUGGAAUGAACAAAUUCUGACAACCCUUUAGGACUUGGAGAAUUUCCGAAGACUAUUUCCAAUAACAAGAUAAUUUUUCCCUUAUUGGUGUAAAAGAAUCUAUUCUUUACCAAAUGAAUUUUAAUAGCUCAUGCACACAAUAAUACAACACAAAUUACACGAAAUAAAUUUCUUUAUACAGCUG
Argiope bruennichi is the source of this 723-nucleotide messenger RNA. Its product is annotated as LDL receptor repeat-containing protein egg-1-like. The record is from RefSeq and is a predicted model, not a curated record. Lineage: Eukaryota; Metazoa; Arthropoda; Arachnida; Araneae; Araneidae. The transcript is spliced from 4 exons. Gene Ontology annotation, molecular function: protein binding. Bases 122 to 496 code for a protein of 124 amino acids.